UACUUUAUUUAUACCCCGCCACCAUCUCCCCAAUGGGGACUCGGGGCGGCUUACAUGGGGCCAUGCCCAAGACAAUACAAUAUAGCAAAAUGUCAUGCAGCCAGAUCCCAGGGCUGAAUUUCCAAGCCCUGAAUCUGACUUCAUAACAUAAACAUGCGAGCACCUGGCGGGAGAAGAUAAAAUGAGCCUGGGAACUCAGGGGUGAAAGUAUAAACAAUUAUAAUUGCUGUAGUGUGGGGGGGAUAGAAACCUUGGUGGAAAUGUGAUCCAGAAGGUGGGGUUUGAUGAUGAUAUUUGCGUGUGAUAUUACGUUGCAUCAGAAGUGAUAAAAUUAGAUGUAUGUAAACAUUAGGUCAUUCUCGACUUUUCCAAAGUCAUGUAUUCUUCAAUAAAGAUUGUGUUUGAGAGCAGCUGUCUUUGAUCUGCGUUCAGACUGGUCCUUUGAAGUAAGCCUGACAUUAAAGUCGAGAAUCCCAUUUCUCACCCUCCUGCGGAAUUCGCAGUGAAGUGGUAAUGAGCGAGGAAGAAGAUCAAAGCCCAAAUGAGGCAGAGAGGCCUUUGCAAGGGGCCCGGCCGAAGAGAGAAGAGACGCUGCAAGCCAUAGCUUCCUCUACGGGGUACCCCAAGCCGAACGGCGUGACCCAGAGAAUUCCCAGGCUCGGAAGAGGCGUCUCUGCGGCUGCAGAAACCAGUUGGGGAUCUGGAGGAAGUAUGCCGGAGACCGUGGCCCUGCGGUUAUCCAUCCUGGAAACUAAUUUAUCCAGGCUGUCGGAAACCGUGGGGAGAUUGGUGCCAUUAUUGGAAGAGAAUCUCCAGAAGGAGGCCAGCCGAUAUGGCGCCGAGAGAGAACCAAGCAAAGAAGGAGAUUGGAGCCAGAGGGGCCAGCGGGCGUCAACGCAGAGCCCCGUGGCGGCAAGGGACGAGGGAGAUGAGGAAUACUGGCAGGAGCUGCAGUUCCGGGACAGCAUGGCGCGAGAAGUGGAGCGUCAGCGAGCCCUGGGGACCCUGAGGCCGCCGUCUCCAACAGAGCUCCCAACCCCCCGAAUGGGCGUCGGGGUGGAAAGGCCACUGGGGCCAGGGAUCGGGUCCAGUGGAUUCGCAGACGAAGGCGGAGAGGAGCGGGGGGUCCAGGAAGAGGAGGAGGAUGUGCCGUACGACGAGGAAAGGCGAGAUGAGGGGGCUACAGCUAGGCCAGUAUGCGGAUGGGCGGAAGAGCCAACAGCGGCGGCAGACUUCCAGGAGCCGCGCAGAAUGACCACCGGAGUGGGGCGCGGCGUGUUCCAAGGAGCCGCCCGAGGAAACCUGAUGCAACCCUUCCCCAUGCCGCCCAGACAACAUCAAAGGGCUGCAGAAUGGAUGCCUAGAAGGGAAGAUCUCAAGCUGGAAUACGGAGGGGAAUCAGAUGAACUGAACUUUUUUCUAAUUAGCAUUAGAGGAUACAUGGAAGACAACGCACACACAUUUCCCUCCGAAGCAAGCAGGGUUCGAGCCAUCGGCAACACACUAAAGCGAGGAGCGGCCAGCUGGUAUGUGCAAUUGCAUGCCAGACGCGACCCAUGCCUGAGGUCAGUGCCCCGCUUCCUCGCCGCACUGGAGAACCGGUUCAGAGACCGGCUAGAGCAAUUGAGGGCUCGAGACCAGCUGAAAGGAAUAAAACAGAGGGACAAAACGGUGCCCGAGUACGCAGAGGAAUUCCUCCACCUCGCGGAAAGGGUACCGGAGUGGUCUGAAGUAACCAAAGUGGAACUAUUUAAAGAGGGACUACGCCCCGAGAUUUUCAGCUGGGCAGCGCACAGAGACGACCCCGAGACGCUCCAGGGAUGGAUUCAACUAGCGGGGCGCGUCGAAUCUACCCUGGCCCAAGUAAAGCGCUUCAGGAGCAGCAGCGGCCAGCAAAGACCGGUGGCGAGAGGUCGAGGAGAAACGAGGAAGCAAGAAAGACCCGGAGGGAGGCCGGGGAUUCCCUCCAGAGGAGACGACAACAAACCUAAACCGGGAUGCUUUGUAUGUGGGAAGACGGGCCACCGAGCAGCGGAAUGCUGGGCCCGGAAGGGGGAGCCGCCAAAAGCCCCAAAACCCAAGCCAGCAACCGGGAGGCGUGCGGAGGAGGAGGUGCAGGCCCCAGAAUCUUCGGAAAGAUUGGACUAUGGUGAAAGAAGAACCGAAGAGGAGGACGAAGAAAACGGGGGCGCCAUGUCAUGCAGCCAGAUCCCAGGGCUGAAUUUCCAAGCCCUGAAUCUGACUUCAUAACAUAAACAUGCGAGCACCUGGCGGGAGAAGAUAAAAUGAGCCUGGGAACUCAGGGGUGAAAGUAUAAACAAUUAUAAUUGCUGUAGUGUGGGGGGGAUAGAAACCUUGGUGGAAAUGUGAUCCAGAAGGUGGGGUUUGAUGAUGAUAUUUGCGUGUGAUAUUACGUUGCAUCAGAAGUGAUAAAAUUAGAUGUAUGUAAACAUUAGGUCAUUCUCGACUUUUCCAAAGUCAUGUAUUCUUCAAUAAAGAUUGUGUUUGAGAGCAGCUGUCUUUGAUCUGCGUUCAGACUGGUCCUUUGAAGUAAGCCUGACAGCAAAAUAUAAAAACAAUAUAUCAUAAUACAAUGAAACAAUACAAUAAAUAAUCAUGUACAGUACAACAGAAGAAAAAAAAGCAAUAUAACAGGGCAGGCCGCAUGAACACUCAGUUAAAACUUGGGGUGAGAAAAAGAUAAGAAUAAAAACCACGGGGAACAGGGACAUAAGAUAGAAAAACAGUCUAGAGCAGGGGUCCCCAAACUUUUUAAGCAAAGGGCCGGUCCACAAUCCUUCAGACUGUUGAGGGGCCGAAUUAUCAUUUGAAAAAAUAUAUACGAACAAAUUCCUAUGCAUACUGCACAUGUCUUCUUUGUAGUGCAACAACAACAACAACAACGAAAGAACAAUACAAUAUUUAAAAAUGAAAACAAUUUUUACCGACAUAAACCUAUCAGGAUUUCAAUGGAAAGUGUGGGCCUGCUACUGGCCAAUGAGAUAGUCAAGUUAAUUAGGAUUGUUGUUGUUGUGUGCCUUCAAGUCAUUUCAGACUUUGGCCGAGCCUAAGUCUAAAAUUAAUUAUUUAUUUACUGCAUUUAUUUACUACAUUUAUAUCCCACCCUUCUCACCCCGAAGGGGACUCAGAGCAGCUAUAUGUACAUACAAUAUAUUAUAUUAUUAGCUUAACACAAUAUUAGCAUUAUAUAUUACUAUAUUGAACUAUACCACUAUACUAUUAUAUUAUAUGUAAUAUAUAACAUAUAAUUAAUAUUAUUAUAUGGUAUUACUAUUAGUAUUAUAUUGUAUAACAUAAGAUUAUUAUCAAUAUUAUAUGUAUAUACAAUAUAUUAUAUUAUUAAAACUGAUAUAAAAAUAUUAUAUUAUAAAACUGAGGGCGGGGGCCAGGUAAAUGACCUUGGAGGGCCGCAUCCGGCCCCCGGGCCUUAGUUUGGGGACCCCUGGUCUAGAGGAUAGAUGUUGGGGGGAGUAACAAAAGAAGUGUAUAACAGUUACUCUCCGAAAGCACACCGGAAGAGCCAUGUUUUUAAAUCUUUCCUAAAGCUAAAAGAUAAGCAGAUGAUACCACUCUGGUGUCUGGAAGUGAGGAGGAGCGGAGAAGCCUUCUCACCAAGGGGAAAGAAAGAAGAGAGCGCCAAAGCUGGGCUGCAGUUCAACAUCAGAUGAUGUCAACGAGACUGAUUGAUAACUGGCAAGUAGAGAGAGAGAGGAAACGUGGAGGCAGGGACAGGCUUUGUAUUUCUAGGCACAGAGACUCCUACUGCCAGGAAAUCAGAAGGCGUUUCCUUCUCAGGAGGAGAGCGAGGACCCAUCUUGAGGAUAAAAUAGUCAAGAGUCAAGACGUCAGUCACCCUU
Messenger RNA from Anolis carolinensis (green anole), 3878 nucleotides. RefSeq lists its product as uncharacterized. Lineage: Eukaryota; Metazoa; Chordata; Lepidosauria; Squamata; Anolidae. The record is from RefSeq and is a predicted model, not a curated record. Gene Ontology annotation, molecular function: nucleic acid binding; zinc ion binding. Bases 514 to 2250 code for a protein of 578 amino acids. The transcript has 2 exons.